Molecule: messenger RNA, 1314 nt
Organism: Peniophora sp. CBMAI 1063
Lineage: Eukaryota; Fungi; Basidiomycota; Agaricomycetes; Russulales; Peniophoraceae
Source: the annotation of a GenBank genome assembly
AUGUCGCCUUAUCCUUCGGAACGCUGCUCUGAGGUUCCAGCUACUCCGCCCACAGUAUCUUCACCGCCUUCGUCGUUGGCGCCGUCCUCAUCCUCGCCGCCAUCCUCAUCCUCGCCGUCAUCCUCAUCCUCUUCGCCAUCAUCCUCAUCCUCCUCGCCGUCAUCACGCACCUCAAGCAUCCGGUCUUCGCGCGAAAGCAGUGCUCUCCCGGAGCCUUCUGAUCAACCUCAGUACUCAAGCCCGCCCCCUUCUCCGGACGAAACCUUCAACAACACCGAUGCGCAAUCGAAUUCAGGCAUAAGACCGCGAAGAAAUACGGUGUCGUAUAGGAAAGGAGUGCGUGCAAGGUCAUUACCUCGCGCCACAGAUGUUGCGAAGAUCCCAUACCACGAUCGCAGGUCUGUUUCGCCCUCCGGUGCAGCUCCGUCCCAUCACCGCCGUAAAGCCUCCCCCCCUCCCUCUUAUUGGGACGGGUCUUUCCGCCGUGCUGACGUCAAUCUACUUCAAACGACUGCCGGGGAACUCUCUUGGACACAAGAACGGUCGUUGGGAGACCCGUUGAAGUUCUAUCUUCCGCCGGGUUAUGUACCGUAUGUGCGCGGUUAUCAUUGUCCUUGCUGCAAAGCACAAAGCACGGUCGAGUGUCCGGGGGGAACGCUCCCUCUAGCGGGCCAGCUGGGACAUCCAGCCCUUUCCGACUCCGCCACUACGAACCUCGGCAAACGGCCGCGUGUGGAGCCUCCUGGUGAAGAACAACUCGAGUGGGCCGGCAUGACUUAUAUUCGACGAGAAAUAAGCGAGGACGACCCAUACGGCGAGGAUUGUGUGGCUUAUUGGUCGAGGCUCGAGAAGGAUUCCGAGGGAAGGUUGCAUACGGCAUUCUACAAUCGCCACAGGGUCAAGCUCGAGAUCCUCAAGGUCGACGUCAACAUCGACAAGGAGGAGUACCGCAAGCAUAUGGAACCUGUCCCAGACAACUCUGACCAGUGGCGUUGCAUAUGUGAGAAGGCGGAGCAUGGUCGAAGCGGUCGAUGCAAUUUCCAGUCGAAGAAGAACUUGAUCAAGCGCCACAUUGAGACGACACAUCUGAAUAUCAAACGCUUUCAGUGUAGUUGCAAGUUCACGCAACGCAGCAACGCAGAGAACUGCCAUGUGAACGUACAUACCCGCGAGAGCCCUCAUGCGUGCGCUCAAUGUGACAUGCGAUUCAGCGACCCGUCGAAGCUCCACAAGCAUGUCUCGCGCGAUCAUCACCAGGCUACGCGUCUGAAACGUCCACGGCUCGAUGCGGAUCAGCACAUUACUGCCGAGUAG